Molecule: messenger RNA, 1755 nt
Organism: Myotis lucifugus (little brown bat)
Lineage: Eukaryota; Metazoa; Chordata; Mammalia; Chiroptera; Vespertilionidae
Gene: SYAP1
Product: synapse associated protein 1
Exons: 9
Coding region: 160-1209 (349 amino acids)
Cellular component (GO): synapse; cytoplasm
Source: RefSeq, a predicted model, not a curated record
GUCCGAGUUGUCAUAGAGGCGGAGAGGAGGCUAGACGGACUGCCGCGGGGGUCCCACUUCCGGCCAUCUCCCUGGGCGACGCGCGUUGUGCCGUCAGAAGUGGGCAGCGGCCGGCAGGUGUCCGGUGGCCGGGAUCGCGGCGGCGGCCCCGCGGGCGGGAUGUUCCGCGGUUUGAGCAGUUGGCUCGGCUUGCAGCAGCCGGUGGUGGACGGCCGCCCGGUCGAAGGAGACGGGCAGCCAGAGGGAGAAGCCCCGCCGGAGCCGCGCCCCGAGGCUGUGGCGGGGUCGGCUGAGAGCGAGCUCCUUCACCAGGCCAAAGACCUGGGCGGUUAUCUAUUUAACUUUGCGACUGCUGCUACAAAAAAGAUAACUGAAUCAGUUGCUGAAACAGCACAAUCGAUAAAGAAAUCAGUAGAAGAAGGAAAAAUAGAUGACAUCAUCGAUAAGACCAUUAUAGGAGAUUUUCAGAAGGAACAGAAAAAAUUUGUUGAGGAGCAGCAUACCAAAAAAUCAGAAGCAGCAGUGCCCCCAUGGGUUGAUAGUAAUGAUGAAGAAACAAUUCAACAACAGAUUUUGGCCUUAUCAGCUGACAAGAGGAACUUCCUUCGUGACCCUCCAAUUGGCGUGCAGUUUCAUUUUGACUUUGAUCAGAUGUACCCUGUUGCCCUGGUCAUGCUCCAAGAGGAUGAACUGCUGAGCAGGAUGAGAUUCGCCCUUGUUCCUAAACUCGUGAAGGAAGAAGUGUUUUGGAGGAACUACUUUUACCGUGUGUCCCUGAUUAAGCAGUCAGCCCAGCUCACUGCUCUGGCCGCCCAGCAGCAGGCUGCCGAAAAAGAGAAGAGCCAUGGCAGAGAUGAUGCGUUGCCACUGACAGAGGCAGUACGGCCCAAAACGCCACCUGUCGUAAUCAAAUCUCAGCUUAAAACUCAAGAGGAUGAAGAGGAGAUCUCUACCAGCCCAGGCGUUUCUGAGUUUGUCAGUGACGCCUUCGAUGCCUGUAACUUAGAUCAGGAGGAUCUGAGGAAGGAAAUGGAGCAACUGGUGCUUGACAAAAAGCAGGAGGAGACAACCGUAUUAGAAGAUGAUUCUACAGAUUGGGAAAAAGAACUACAGCAGGAACUUCAAGAAUAUGAAGUGGUGACAGAAUCAGAGAAACGAGAUGAAAACUGGGAUAAGGAAAUAGAGAAAUUGCUGCAGGAAGAAAAUUAACUGUUUACUUAAAUAAGAAUCCUUAACAUUCUGUAACUGACAUUAAAUUCUAGCUGGUAACCCUCGUUGAAUCAAAAGGCACAAAGAGUAUAACUUUAUGAAACUCAAAAUUAUUCUUUUUUCACAUUGAAACUUGCCUCUUUAAAAAAUAUAUAGAACAGUUAUUCUAAUCAUUAAAAAGGGAUGCUUUAUGUAAUAUUCCUUUAAUAUAAAUCUAGUUAGAGAUGAUGUUCUUAUGGUCAAUAUUGAUAUCUUAGCCACAGAAACACAAGUAAAAUUUUAGAAUUCUGUUUCUGUGAGAUCACAAAUCUUCAAUUGUCGUUUUCUAAACAUUUGUACUUCUUGUUGCACUUUUGUUGAUACACUUAUGUUAACGUAUUUAAUGGAUUGAUAACUAUCAAAAUUACCAAAUAGUACCAAAGACUUAAGAGGAAGCACUUUUGGAACUGUUUUCUUGGUAAGUAUUUUCUACAAUUCCAUCUGGAGGCCAAAAGAUAAAAUAAUCCUGUUGAUUUUAAAGGUAUAAACAUCACGAGAUUUGCCCUG